AUGUCCGACCAUGUAACUCCUAUAUCAAGCCCCCCAACCGCCCCGUCCUCUCCUGACUCCAUUGUCGCUGCCGUGCGGUGUCGUCUGUCCAGCUGGUGGAACGAGUUCUACAAUACCACAUUGACCUCGUACUCCCAGCUCCCGCAACAGCCAGACCAUAUCCACGAGAACGAGUCGGAUCUCGACCACGCCUCGCCCCAAUUGCAGCUCCAAGACGACGAAUAUCAAGCGAUGGAAGCCUUACGGCUCACCAAGGCCCGAUGGCGCACCUACUGGCUGGCUACUGUGCUAUGCUGCGGUGGAGCGCUGUUUGGAUACGACUCGGGUGUCAUUGGUAUGGGAUAUCUCCUUUGGUUGCUGCCCAUUGUGUCAUUGGGUCACCAGCUAACGUUCUCAGGGGGCGUCCUCACCUUCUCAUCCUUUCAGAACUCCUUUAAUAUCACUUCCGCUCAGGAGACACGGGUCAGCGCCAUUGCCGUUGGAAUCCAACAAGCAGGUGCUUUAGCGGGAUGUUUCUUUAUUUGGCCUAUAACCAAUCGGUACGGACGCAAGAUAGCAAUGAUGGCCUGCUCCAUCGUCUUUUGCAUCGGUGUCGUUCUGGAAGUAAUCGAUACACACUCGCUACCAGCCUUCUAUGUCGGCCGUGUCAUCUGCGGGCUCGGGGUUGGUGGUUCAGCGACCGUUAUUCCGAUCUACAUGUCCGAGAUGAGCCCCAAGGAGAUUCGUGGUCAACUCGGUUCCUGCUACCAGCUCACCUACACUAUUGGCAUUUUGGUUUCGUACUGGAUUGACUAUGCUGUCAAGGCGAUGCCGAGCACUGCAAGACAGUGGCAGUUGCCUAUCGGUCUGCAACUUGUUCCCGGUGUGCUGAUGGGACUGGGCAUGUUCUCAUUGGAUGAGAGUGUGCGCUGGCUCCUGGCACACGGGAAAACGGCCGAGGCAUGGCGCAGUCUUGUUUGGAUCCGGGCAGGCGAUGGCCUUGCUGUCAAUGAAGAAUUCGGCGAGAUGUGUCGUGGUCUGGAAGAAGAGCGCCAUGCCACGGCUGGGUUCCGUCUGCGCGAGCUCUUGGAGGGCCCGAAUCUGCAUCGUCUGUUUAUUGGUGGUGGUCUCUUCCUGGCGCAGCAGUCGACGGGUUCGACUGCGUUAGCCUACUUCGGCCCGCAGUUCUUCUCCUUGCUCGUUGGACCGGGCGAUAAGAAUCUCCUGUUGACCGGCGUCUUCGGUGCGAUCAAGGUCGUCGCUUGUUUGAUUUUUGUCAUUUUCAUGUCCGAUCGCUUUGGACGGCGCCCUGUGCUGACUGUCGGUGCGGCAUUCAUGGCCAUUUGCAUGCUCGCAACUGCCGGUGUUGUCAAGAACUAUCCACCGGAAAACGGAGUCGUUUCUUCCGCAGGUAUCGCCACCGUGGCCCUGAUUUACCUCGACAUCAUCGCGUACAAUUUCAGUUGGGGUCCACUCCCCUGGCCAUGCGCAAGUGAGAUCUUCCCGUCGCGUAUCCGCGAGCCAGGCGUGGCAUUCGGUGUCGGCUCGCAGUGGCUCUUCAACUUUGUGUGGAGCUUCUCCACACCGUAUAUCAUGUCCGGAAUUGGAUGGGGCACCUUCCUCCUGUUCGGAGUGCUUGAUGUUGUCAUUGUGGCGUUCACCUACUUCUGCCUCAAGGAAACGGCCGGGAAGACGCUCGAGGAGAUCAACGAGAUGUUUGACGGGGUGGACCCGGAUGCUGAGCAUGGCUGGAAAGGCGAUACCUUCAAUGAGGUGGAAAUCCCGAACGGGGACGAGAAUCGACAGUACUUGGACCGUACAGAGACGUAUGAUACGGCCAAAACUGAUCUGUCGAAACAGCGCCCUACGCAUGUCGAGUCAACCGCGGGCCGGGCUUGA
Molecule: messenger RNA, 1878 nt
Organism: Penicillium argentinense
Lineage: Eukaryota; Fungi; Ascomycota; Eurotiomycetes; Eurotiales; Aspergillaceae
Product: sugar porter family MFS transporter
Exons: 1
Coding region: 1-1878 (625 amino acids)
Biological process (GO): transmembrane transport; carbohydrate transport
Cellular component (GO): membrane
Molecular function (GO): carbohydrate:proton symporter activity
Source: RefSeq, a predicted model, not a curated record